Molecule: messenger RNA, 1398 nt
Organism: Cutaneotrichosporon cavernicola
Lineage: Eukaryota; Fungi; Basidiomycota; Tremellomycetes; Trichosporonales; Trichosporonaceae
Gene: UFD1
Exons: 8
Coding region: 1-1398 (465 amino acids)
Cellular component (GO): VCP-NPL4-UFD1 AAA ATPase complex
Molecular function (GO): polyubiquitin modification-dependent protein binding
Source: RefSeq, a predicted model, not a curated record
AUGAACCGCGGCUACGGUGAUGACGACGAUGGCUUCCCUCCUGGCGGCGCUGGCGGCCCCGGAGGCCUGUUUGCUCACUUGAUGGGAGGCUUUGGUGGGGGGCGCCGUGCCACUCCUGCGCACUCCUAUGACGAAUAUUUCAAGGCAUUCUCGGUGGCAACAAUGCCCCAUGGACACGACCGGCCCCAGCUGAUGUACGGUGGCAAGAUCAUCAUGCCCCCAUCGGCAUUAGCGCGUCUCACCUCGCUUGACAUUGAUGGACCGUGGACCUUCUGCCUGCGCAACCCGCGGAACCCUCAUGUCAACCAGACGCAUGCGGGUGUGCUCGAGUUCAUCGCCGAUGACCCUGGGAUCGUGUACCUCCCCGCCUGGAUGAUGCAGACGCUGCAGCUCAACGAGGGCGACCCGAUCCGCCUGACUGGCACGGAGCUGCCCAAGGGCAAGUUUGUCAAGAUCCAGGCUCAGUCUGUCGACUUCCUUCAGGUGUCAGACCCCAAGGCUGUCCUCGAGUCUGCUCUCCGCGCGUACUCAGCCCUCACCAAAGGUGACAUCAUUGAGAUUACUUACAACUCACUCACGUUCGAGUUCCUUGUUAUGGAGGCGCAACCUGAAGGGCCUGGCAUCUCCAUUAUCGACACAGACCUGGAGGUCGACUUUGCUCCGCCCAAGGGUUACGUUGAGCCAGAACGCAAGAUGCCAGCGCCUCCAGCAACAAUGGCUGACAAGCUCAAGAUUGACACGACUUCGAUGGAGACAUCUCGUCCGCAAUCGUCGUUAUCUAUCCGGACGCAGGGAUCGGGGGACAACCCCAUCGAGAGCUUCACCGGCGUUGGCCACAGCUUGAGUGGGAAGCGCGUUCGUGGCAAGGGUUUAGCGAAGAAGAUCGAGGACGUCGACCCGACCAGCAAGAUCAACCGCAACCUUGGCCCCCGUAUCAUUACUCCCGACAACAUCGAAGGCGACCGCAAGGUGCCAGGCCCACUCAUCCUUCCCAAGGGCAAGUUCUUCUUCGGCUUUAAAUACGUCCCGUUCGAGUCCAGCAGGGCAUCUAAAAAGCCGGAAGAGAACGCCGUAGCGCCUCUGUCCACGUUCCAGGGCCAAGGCAACUCUCUGCGCAAGGGCGCCGCGAGCAACGCUGCAGCUCCAGCUUCCCCACCGGCUCCCACAAAGCCGAUUGAGGAGGCCAAGGCUGACCCGUGGGCCAGUCUCGGCAGCGGCAACACCUUGAGCGGCCGCCAGCGAGCGGCUGAGAAGGAGCUUACGCGCGAGACGUCUCCGCGGCAGCCGUCGCGUGACGAGAUCAUCGACGCGACGAUGAUGGAUGAGGACGACUUCAUGUUUGGAGAAGAUUACGACUACGACGACGACGACGACUACAUCGAGGUUGACUCUGAUUAG